Molecule: messenger RNA, 712 nt
Organism: Zingiber officinale
Lineage: Eukaryota; Viridiplantae; Streptophyta; Magnoliopsida; Zingiberales; Zingiberaceae
Product: protein TIFY 5A-like
Exons: 2
Coding region: 29-526 (165 amino acids)
Biological process (GO): response to wounding; regulation of jasmonic acid mediated signaling pathway; regulation of defense response
Cellular component (GO): nucleus
Source: RefSeq, a predicted model, not a curated record
UCUUCUCCCUUCAACCCAAGAAGAGAAGAUGGAAAAGAGGUGUGACCCUGAGCUCCGGCUCUCCGUUGGCGGUCAGGCCGCCGCCGGCGAUGGCAGCAACUGGACGUCCAACUCUAUGAGACUCCACAGGAUGGAAUCAUGGUUGAGAUUCUCACCAGCUCACCAGCAGCAAGAACAGAAGAAGCAAAUGACGAUCUUAUAUAAAGGCAGGAUUUUUGUAUGUGACGCCACAGAGAUGCAAGCGAGAGCAAUUAUAUCCAUGGCCGAGAAGAUGGAAGAAAUAAUAGGAAAGCAAAACCUGAUUAGCCAACAUGAUCGGCAGCAGGAAGCCAUGGCGGAGUCUACGGUUCCGACUCUGCCUCCCACUCCGUCUUCCGAAACCUUGCCGAAGAUGCUUAACCCGGGCCAGUCGAUGAAGCGGUCGCUGCAACGGUUUCUGCAGAAGAGGAAGGCUAGGGCUAGUGAAGUAACUCCUUACAAACAAACACCUAAAUUAUUGUUCCCACUUAAGCCUCAGCAUGCAUGAUAAGUAUUUGUGCUUCUCUUAGGUUGCAAGAAAGUAAUAUUGCCUUUUUUUUCUUUGUAAAUUUUUCCUGAUAUGUUUUAGGUGACACAGAUAUUGUUUGACAUAUCAGGUUUCUGGCAGAUUUUUAAUAUUCGAAUGUAUUCGUGUUGAUUAUAAAUACAACCUUUUGAACUUCUUUGAUUUCAA